UGUAUUUACUUUUUGCUUUUGAGUAGGAUCACGUUGGAAAUAAGCAGUGUUUUUCUUGGGUUUUUUCGCUUUCAUGCGUUAUUCUGGUUUUGUAGUGUUAUAUUUACAUGUUUUGUUCGCAUGAUUCGUUAUUGGCAGAAUAAACUAAACCAAAUUAAAAAGGAGCACUUUUAUCACCAGUUUUUACAAUGAUCUGCAUUCUGCUGGUGGCCGGUCACGGAACCGUUUUACAGACACAAAUCAAGAAUGAUGACACAGGUUUAUACAGCCACCUGACUGGAAUACCAAAGGCUUUACUUCCUGGGAUCAAAGGAAAGAAGAUCCUGGACUUUUGGUGGGAAACAGUCAACAUGCGACAGCUGUUCACAGAUGUGUAUCUGGUCACUAAUGCAGACAAGUACAAGCACUUUGAGCGCUGGGCCACAGCCAGUGACUUCCCCGUGGAAAACGUGGUCAACGAUGGCAGCACCACCUUGGAGGACCGUCUCGGAGCCGUGGCUGACCUCGAGUUGGUCAUCCGUAGCCGCAAGCUGCAGGAUGACAUCAUGGUGAUUGCUGGGGACAUGCUUUGUGCAGACCAGAACUUUGACAUUGCUCAAGUUAUCCGCUUCUUCAAGUCAAAGGCUGGAGAGCUGAUCAUUUACUAUGAGCUGGAGGAAAGUGAGAAAAGCAGCUCCAGAGGCAUCGUGGAGGUCUGUCCAGACACUCACAGGGUAACCUGUUUUUUGGAGAAACCUCAGGAAGGGUUGACAUCAUCGCGGCUGGCCAGCGUAGUGUUUUACUGCAUCCAGAGAAAAACGCUGUCACAUCUGUCUGAGUUCCUCAGUCUGCAGUCUCAAGCCUCACACAGAACCUUUGGACAGUUUUGGGAGUGGCUCAUCAAUGAUGUGAAAUGUGAUGUUUUUGGUAUGAAGCUGCCUGCUGGCUUCCAGCUCAUUGGACAAGUGGGUCUGUCAGACUACACCAAAUGGCUCACCCACUACUCAACCAAACAAGAAGACAAUCAUGCUAAACCAAUUACAUGCCGGUCAUAUGCAAGGGUUGGAUUAAUGGGGAAUCCAUCAGACGGUUUCAAUGGCAAAACUAUCGCUAUGUCCAUCUCUAACUUCUGGGCCGAGGUUACCCUUAUGGAGAGUCAGACUUUGGUUUUAGUGCCUCACCCACUCAAUGACCCCACAGAGUUUGGAAGCUUGCAAGAUUUGUUUUGUAUCAGCAGAAAGGAGGGCUAUCUAGGAGGUCUCCGGCUGCUACAGGCUACAUGUAAAAAGUUCUACCAGUUCUGCUCAAAGCAAGGCAUUGCAUUGACAAAGCAGAACUUCACACUGAAAUAUGACACCAACAUUCCUCGGCAAGUGGGCCUUGCUGGAAGCAGUGCCAUCGUCUCUGCUACACUUAAGUGUCUCAUGAAAUUCUACAACAUCACAGAUGGUGAUCUUCCAAAACCAAUCCGAGCAAACUUCAUUCUCAACGUGGAGACUGAUGAGCUCUUCAUCACCGCCGGACUGCAGGACAGAGUUGUGCAGGUUUAUGAAGGCUUGGUCUACAUGGAUUUCAAUAAGACGCUCAUGGAAGAGCAGGGUUAUGGGGACUAUGUGUCUAUGGACAUGACUGAGCUUCCACCAUUCUGGUUGGCGUACCUGAGCGACCCCAGUGACUCUGGCCGUAUCCACAGUAACGUCCGACAGCGCUGGCUCAGUGGGGAACCUCUGGUCAUUGAAGCAAUGAAGACUUUUGCUGAGCUCACUGAUCAGGCGAGGAUUGCUGUUGAGAGCAGAGACUGGAGUCAGCUGGCACAACUGAUGGACCAGAACUUUGAGUUGAGAAGGUCUGUCUACAGUGACGACUGUCUGGGUCCAGGAAAUCUCAAGCUGGUUCAGGUGGCAAAGGAAUUUGGCUCUGCUGUAAAGUUACCAGGCAGCGGCGGGGCUGUGGUGGGUCUAUGUUUGGACCCAUCAAAGCUGGUGGCAAUGAGACAAGCUUUCCAGGAGGCAGGGUGUGUGUUCUGUGUCAUUGCUCCAUACAACCCGUCUGCCAACACUUAACAACGAUGUGACACAAUCAUCUCACUGACAGUAAACUUAGACUGUGUGUGGCCCCUCAGCUUACUCUGCUCCUGAGGUGAUUUAUUCUCAUACAGGACAUAAAAGAUCACUUUAAUAAAUUACACCAAAGCCAUAACAAUAAGUGGGAAUGCUACCUCUUUUAAGAUGGGUUAUCUAAUAAUAUACUAGACUGUGCCAAUCAUGUUUUCAUGUUAUCAAGUUUUGUUAUCAUUCUUUCUGUGAAAAUUUAUUUCAUGUUGCAAAGUAUUUUUGAAAAUAGCUUGAUAAGUUAUUAGCAUAUUCAUAUGCCAAAUUUACAUUGUUUUCACUACAAUAUAAAACCCAACUUCAGUAGUUUUCUUUUUUGAUCUUUUAAAAUCAGUUAUAGCUGACUUCAUUUUAUUAUCUUUGUAUUUUAAUGGUAAUUUUUGUACACAAUACAUUUUUACAAAUUUUAUGUCCUGUAAACUGUAUCUCAUAGAUGUAUGGAGGCCCUAUUUUGGGGAAAAAUAAAUGAACUCCCACCCAACUCAUG
This is a messenger RNA of Thalassophryne amazonica, 2577 nucleotides long. It is a transcript of the gene gkup, whose product is annotated as glucuronokinase with putative uridyl pyrophosphorylase. The transcript has 23 exons. The record is from RefSeq and is a predicted model, not a curated record. Gene Ontology annotation, molecular function: ATP binding; glucuronokinase activity. Lineage: Eukaryota; Metazoa; Chordata; Actinopteri; Batrachoidiformes; Batrachoididae. The coding region runs from base 189 to 2042 and encodes 617 amino acids. Gene Ontology annotation, biological process: biosynthetic process.